Messenger RNA from Hypomesus transpacificus, 3414 nucleotides. It is a transcript of the gene ivns1abpa, whose product is annotated as influenza virus NS1A binding protein a. The coding region runs from base 479 to 2422 and encodes 647 amino acids. NCBI's taxonomy places the organism in Eukaryota, Metazoa, Chordata, Actinopteri, Osmeriformes, Osmeridae. The record is from RefSeq and is a predicted model, not a curated record. Gene Ontology annotation, molecular function: protein binding. The transcript is spliced from 15 exons.
AAGCCUCGUCACUUGCUAGUACACGUUCGUGAGUACCGAGGACACUUGCGAGGAGAAAGAAACCGAACCGUGUUAAUCGCGUCGCAGUUCGCCGUUCCCACACCCACAACUCUGAAUUUACAUCAAAUAUGUCUAAUACCACCUGUUGUCAAAAACCCCAGGUUAUAAUGCACGACCAACACAGAAAAAGUUUGACUCUAUAGCCAUAGGGAUCCCGAGGACUUGAUUGGUCGCUUCAAGCCUGAUAGUUUGCAUCGGUGCGACUGCCCUCCCCCCUCCGUUGUCACCCGUCUGGUUGCCUGGCAUUGCUUCCGACUCCCCCCCCCCUCCUCCCUCAGCUGGUGAAGAGGACUUGAGUUCCCUUGUAAUCUGUCAGCCUCUCUCUGUCUCUUCCUUCGGUUCCUGCUCUACUGUCACCAGUAGCUCUCUCCGGAUUUACGUCAUACACCAUUCGGUUUUUCUUCCAAAUUCUGCGAAAAUGAUUCCCAACGGUUUUCUGAUCUUCGAGGACGAGACUUUCCUGGACUCCACUGUGGCCAAGAUGAACGCCCUGAGAAAGAGUGGACAGUUCUGUGACGUCAGACUGCAGGUGUGCGGCCACGAGCUGAUGGCUCACCGUGCCGUGCUGGCGUGCUGCAGCCCCUACCUGUUUGAGGUGUUCAACAGCGACAUCGAGCCCCACGGGGUGUCCCACGUCACCUUCGAGGACCUGGACCCCGAGGCUGUGGAGGUCCUGCUCAACUACGCCUACACUGCCCAGUUGAAGGCAGACAAGGAGUUGGUUAAGGAGGUCUACUCUGCGGCCAAAAGGUUCAAGAUGGAGCGUGUCAAACAGAUCUGUGGCGACUACCUGCUCACCAAGAUGGAUUCCCAGAGCGCCAUCUCCUUCCGCAACUUCGCCAGCUGCAUGGGAGACGGGCGCGUCCUGGCCAAGGUGGACGCCUACAUCCAGGAACACCUUCUGGAAGUUUCCGAGCAGGAGGAUUUCCUAAAACUCCCCCGCCUCAAAUUAGAAGUAAUGCUGGAAGACAACCUGGCCCUGCCGAGCAACGGCAAGCUGUACUCCAAAGUGCUCAGCUGGGUUCAGCGCAGCCUGUCGGAGAACGGCGACCACCUGGACAGGCUGAUGGAGGAGGUGCAAACGCUGUACUACUCUGCUGACCACAAGCUGCUGGACGGGAGCCUGAUGGAGGGGCAGACGGAGGUGUUCGCUGGGGAGGAGGACCACCUCCAGUUUGUGCAGAAGAACCCUCCCAGAGAGAGCAGAGCAGAGACCCAGAGACAGCUGAGCUGCAGCUCCUCCGACAGCCAGUCACCCAACACCCCUCGCCAGCCCCGCUGCUUCAGAGAGUGGAAGUACAUCGCCUCAGAGAAGACCACCAGCUGCACCUACCUGUGCCUGGCCGUGCUGGACGGAGUGCUGAGCGUGAUCUUCCUACACGGCCGCAGCAGCCCCCAGACGUCCCCGUCGGCCACGCCCUGCCUCCUGAAGAGCCUGAGCUUCGAGGGCCAGCCUGAGGAGGAGGAGGAGCGCCCUCUCUCUCCCAUGCACUACGCUCGCUCCGGCCUGGGCACCGCCGCUCUGCACGGACGGCUUGUAGCCGCAGGAGGGUACAACCGGGAGGAGUGUCUGAGGACUGUGGAGUGUUACGACCCCAAAGAGGACCGCUGGACCUUCAUAGCCCCCAUGAGGACUCCCAGGGCUCGCUUCCAGAUGGCCGUGCUCAUGGGUCAGCUCUACGUGAUGGGCGGCUCUAACGGCCACUCUGACGAGCUGAGCUGCGGGGAGACGUACGAUCCGCACGCCGACGAGUGGGCUCAAGUGCCAGAGCUCAGGACCAAUCGCUGCAACGCAGGUGUCUGUGCCUUGAACAACAAGUUGUUUGUUGUUGGAGGAUCUGACCCCUGCGGGCAGAAGGGUCUGAAGAACUGUGACGCCUUCGACCCCGUGAGCAAGACCUGGAACAACUGUGCCCCCCUCAACAUCAGGCGGCACCAGGCGGCGGUGUGCGAGCUGGAAGGUUUCAUGUAUGUGAUCGGAGGGGCGGAGUCGUGGAACUGCCUGAACACGGUGGAGCGCUACAACCCUGAGAACAACACCUGGACCCUCAUCGCCCCCAUGAACGUGGCGCGCAGGGGGGCAGGGGUGGCUGUCUACGCAGGCAAACUGUUUGUGGUGGGCGGCUUCGACGGCUCUCACGCGCUGCGCUGCGUGGAGGUGUACGACCCCGCCAGGAACGAGUGGAGGAUGCUGGGAAGCAUGACGUCGCCGCGCAGCAACGCGGGCGUGGCCGUGCUGGGAGAUGUGAUCUGCGCCGUAGGAGGCUUCGACGGGAACGACUUCCUGAACACUGUGGAGGUGUACGACCCCGAGGCGGACGAGUGGAGCAGCCUGGCUGAGGCGCUUUGCCCCUCCGCCUGAGGGGGAGAGGGGGGGAGGGAGGGAGAGUUACAGGGGCACCUUUCCCAAACUAACAGGCUUAGUGACGUAAUCGUGUUUUGUGAUGUUCUGUGCGUGAGCAGGGGUGGGUGGGAGGGCGUAAGGGUAUUGAUUUGGGCAUCUUGAGGGGUCUUCAGUGAAGACUGGCUUAUUUUGGGAGGGGGGGGGGGGGAGGGAGGGUUGCCGAAAGCAACUUGACGCCUUUGCAUAUUGCAUACGAUAUUUCUUUUGUGCUGUAUAUAUUGUUUGUUUUCCUCAUUUUGUCUUAAGAAUGCCAACAUUUAAUACACAUUAACGGCUUUGUUGUUUUCGUUUUUUUUUUAUGGGUUUCGAGGGUUUUCGAUAAAGGCUACUGACCUAAAAUAAUUCAGGACCGAACGGCCUGGAUCUGCGAGAUACUGGAAAACGUUUGGUUGAAUUGAUUAAGAAAGUGAUUCAGAAUGAUUCUUUUGAAAGUUUUUUUUCUUUUUUGGCUCACACAUUUAAACUAUCUGUUUGAAGGGUUACUCAGCAGGAGAUUGCCUCAUGGCUACCGUGUCAUUUCAACUAAAGCUGGAUUGCUUUUCGAAUCUUUAAUGAUGGCCUUUUUUAUAUUUUUAUACACUGCAGAUUUACCAAUAGACAAAAGGUAUGGAACGCACAUGUCAGUGAAGUCAUGAAAUGAAACUGUGCCAGUUUUAGUAUCGCAUUUUUAGUGCUCACACGCACAACCGUGCUUCUGCUAACCAAAUCUUUUGUUACUGCAGUUUGGACUACUUAAGGUAGAUGAUGUUUACUGAAUAGCUUUUUCUUUUCUUUUUUUCUUGUGCUGGGUGUAAAAAUAAAAAAACAAAACAAAAGAAUUAUAAUAAUAAUUGACAUUUAGUUCUCAGGGGUGGGGUGGGGGUGUGGAGUUAACAUGAUCACGUGGGAUCAAUUCUGUAUCACAUUUGUAAGGUCACAUUUCUUAACUAAUAAACCAUUUCAACCUGAAA